This is a messenger RNA of Lynx canadensis (Canada lynx), 2139 nucleotides long. It is a transcript of the gene METTL16, whose product is annotated as methyltransferase like 16. Bases 136 to 1923 code for a protein of 595 amino acids. NCBI's taxonomy places the organism in Eukaryota, Metazoa, Chordata, Mammalia, Carnivora, Felidae. Gene Ontology annotation, cellular component: nucleus. The record is from RefSeq and is a predicted model, not a curated record. Gene Ontology annotation, biological process: rRNA base methylation. Gene Ontology annotation, molecular function: 23S rRNA (adenine(1618)-N(6))-methyltransferase activity. The transcript has 11 exons.
GCUGCCCAACAUGGCGGCGCACUUGGAGCGUAACAUCUGCGUUUCUAGGCGCUUCGCUCUGCGGGUGGUUUAAGACUCUAGGGUUAAAGAGGCCUACUCCAGACUGGUCUUCUUGAAGAAACGUUUACUUCAGAUAUGGCUCUGAGUAAAUCAAUGCAUGCAAGGAAUAGAUACAAGGACAAACCUCCUGACUUUGCGUAUCUGGCAUCCAAAUAUCCAGAUUUUAAGCAGCAUGUUCAGAUAAAUCUGAAUGGAAGAGUGAGUCUUAAUUUUAAAGACCCCGAAGCAGUCAGAGCUCUGACUUGUACUCUUCUAAAGGAAGAUUUUGGACUUUCCAUUGAUAUUCCAUUGGAAAGACUGAUUCCUACAGUGCCCUUGAGACUCAACUACAUUCAUUGGGUAGAAGAUCUGAUUGGUCAUCAGGACUCUGACAAAAGUACUCUCCGAAGAGGAAUUGACAUAGGUACAGGGGCAUCCUGCAUUUACCCUUUACUUGGAACAACCUUAAAUGGCUGGUAUUUCCUUGCAACGGAAGUGGAUGAUAUGUGCUUCAACUAUGCAAAGAAAAACGUGGAACAGAAUAAUUUAUCUGAUCUUAUAAAAGUGGUAAAAGUACCACAGAAGACACUCCUGAUGGAUGCUCUUAAAGAAGAAUCUGAGAUAAUCUAUGAUUUUUGCAUGUGCAACCCACCUUUUUUUGCAAAUCAGUUGGAAGCCAAGGGAGUAAACUCUCGAAAUCCUCGGAGACCUCCACCUAGUUCUGUAAAUACAGGAGGUAUCACAGAAAUCAUGGCAGAAGGAGGUGAAUUAGAGUUUGUUAAAAGGAUCAUCCAUGACAGUUUACAACUUAAAAAAAGAUUAAGGUGGUACAGCUGUAUGCUGGGGAAAAAAUGCAGCUUGGCUCCUCUAAAGGAAGAACUUCGCAUACAAGGGGUUCCUAAAGUCACCUACACUGAAUUCUGUCAAGGCCGGACAAUGAGAUGGGCUUUAGCUUGGAGUUUUUAUGAUGAUGUUACAGUGCCCGUGUGCUGCUGGGUUGAAAUAAGUGUCCCAGUCAAGUUUGAAUGGCCUAUCCUGUGGAAGCCUAUGCCUCCCUCUGUACAAUGCAAUAUAGAGAGACUAGAGUCACCACCCAGUAAGCGAAGAAAAUUAGAGAAGUCAAGGAAACCCAUCACGUUCGUGGUGUUAGAGUCUGUGAUGAAAGAAUUAUCCCUCAAAGCAUCAUCUUUGGGCUCUGAGACAGUGGAAGGCAUAGUAGUUGUGACAACGUGGAUUGAAAAAAUCCUCACCGAUCUGAAGGUUCAGCAUAAACGAGUCCCCUGUGGAAAGGAAGAGGUUAGCCUUUUCCUAACAGCAAUAGAAAACUCCUGGAUUCAUUUAAGGAGAAAGAAACGGGAGCGAGUGAGACAGUUGAGAGAAGUUCCGCGAGCUCCUGAGGACGUCAUCCAAGCUUUGGAAGAGAAGAAGUCCACCCCGAGAGAGUCUGGCAGUAGCCAGGAUUUGGCCCAGGGCCCCCGGGAGGGCGCCCUGUGUGGGCCUGCUGCACAGGAAGGCGAAUCUUCCACUCUUGAGGGCCAUUCCUCAAACCAGGAUCUGCUUUCCCAGGAUGAAAACCCAGAACCUGUGGAGGAUGAAAGGAGUGAGGAAAAGGGAGGGAUGGAGGCUUCAGAAAAUUGUAAAGCCUCUAGCAAUGGGGCCCAGGACCGAGAGGCAUCUGAGCAGUUCAGCAGCCCGGUGUCUGAAAAAGGAAGCCAUCUCCAAGGAGUGGCUGGACAUUACCUAUUCAAGUGUUUGAUAAAUGUAAAGAAGGAGGUAGAUGAUGCUUUAGUUGAAAUGCAUUGGGUUGAGGGCCAGAAUAGGGAUUUGAUGAACCAGCUUUGUACCUAUAUACGUAACCAAAUUUUCAGGCUUGUUGCUAGUUAAAUUCUUGCACAGCUGGGAAGUUUCUAUACAGUAGCUUGCCUUGGUGUGGCAAGAGGUAUUCCACCAUAGGCCCAUUGGUCAUUAUGUGCAGUUUUCUUAAAAAAAAAAAAAAAAAAAAAAAAAAAAAGAAAGAAAGAAAGAAAGAAAAGAAACAAAUUAAUCUAUUUUUAACCCCUGCCCAAUCCCCCUUAUUAAAGUCACUGGGCAUUAGUAUGG